Molecule: messenger RNA, 3499 nt
Organism: Elaeis guineensis (African oil palm)
Lineage: Eukaryota; Viridiplantae; Streptophyta; Magnoliopsida; Arecales; Arecaceae
Source: RefSeq, a predicted model, not a curated record
UGCUGGGUUGAUGGGCGAUGAUGAUAUCAAUGCAGAUAAAGACAAAAAAAAGAAGACACAAACGCAACUUCAAUCUCUUGAAAAAUUCUACUCAGAGGAGAAAUAUCCCAAGCAAAAGGCAUUGGAAGAGUAUGCUACAUCCCUGAAUUUGACAUAUAGCCAGAUCCGCACAUGGUUUGUUGAGAGGAGAAGGAAAGAGAAAAGGGAGAAUGAAGCUCUAAGUAACUCAAAAUCCAGUGAAUCUGUGCAACCAGAAUCAGAUCAAUCAAAUGACAGUGCAUUGUUUGCUGUGGAUAGGCAUGUUGGGCGGAAAGACAAACACUCAGCACCAAUGCUGACAGUAUUAAUUGAUGACGAGGAGCUGGAACUCACGGAGUUACAGGCUGGACCAAAUCCAUUGAGAUGUUCUGCCCAUCUUGCUUCAAGUGGGAGACAUGGGUGUCCACUUUGCAAAGACUUGUUGGCCAGGUUUCCUCCAGAAAGUGUGAAAAUGAAGCAGCCAUUCUGUACAAGACCAUGGGAUUCUUCACCAGAACUUGUUAAAAAACUGUUCAAGGUUUUGCGUUUCUUAUAUACUCAUUCUGUAACAAUUGAAGUAUGCCCCUUUACCCUCGAUGAGUUUGCUCAGGCCUUCCAUGACAAGGACUCCUUGUUAUUAGGAAAAAUUCAUGUGGCUCUUCUCAGGCUGCUUCUGUUAGAUGUGGAGGGGGAGAUGACUGCUGGACUCAUUCGUCGGGCUUCCAAGGAUUGCAGAUUUCUGGGGUUUCUGAACUUUGUCAGGGAACAAGAAUUUGAUGUGAAUUUAUGGAGUAGAUCUCUCAAUCCUCUUACAUGGACUGAAAUACUGCGACAAGUGUUGGUUGCAGCAGGUUAUGGUUCAAAGCAGAAUGCAUUAAAGAGAGAAAUUUUUAACAAGGAGAGGAAUCGAAUGGCCAAAUAUGGCCUACGUCCCCGUACACUGAAAGGAGAACUAUUUGCAUUGUUAUCCAAGCAAGGAACUGGUGGUUUAAAAGUUUCUGAGUUGGCAAGAGCUUCUCAGAUUGUUGACCUUGACCUCCCCAACACAACAGAAGAACUAGAACAGCUGAUAGGCUUAACUCUUUCCAGUGACAUCACAUUGUUUGAAAAGAUCGGGCCUUCUGCAUAUCGUCUUCGUGUGGAUCCACAUGUUAAAGGAAAACUGGAUCUGCUAUCAGAGACUGAAGAUUCAGGAAGUGUGGAUGAUGACUCUGUGGAUGCCAGUUCCAGCAGUGAUGAUUCUGAUGAUUCUGAGGAGAUGAAUUCUGCUAUACAGGAAAGGCAGAUUGUUAAGUACAAGGCUGGGCGAAGGAAAACUGGCCAGAAGAUAGCUAAAUGCACUGAGAUUGAUGAAAGUUAUUCAGGGGAAGCAUGGGUCCUAGGAUUGAUGGAGGGUGAAUACUCAGAUCUAAGCAUUGAAGAGAAGUUGAAUGCUUUGGCAGCUCUGGUUGAUCUUGUAGGCGCUGGGUCUAUUUUAAGAACUAAGGAACCAAUGAGAGCCAUAUCAUUCAUUCCCAACACACGAUCUCAUGGAUCAGGUGCAAAAAUAAAGAAAUCAUCAAGUGAUCAUUAUCUACCACCGCAAGCAUCCGGGGAGGGACUUGCCCAUAAUGUAGAAGAAACAUAUUCUUUACCAGUUUCUUGUCCAACUGAUUUUUCUGCUACGUUCUUAAAGACAUCUAAGAAGGGGCAGUCCUUUGUCAAUACAAAUGGAUAUCGGCCUGGUGGUCCCAGAACAAAGAACCCUGAGCCUAUGGGAGAGCCUGGUCAAGUUGUUCAUCCAUUACAAUCCAUAUAUUUAGGAUCUGAUCGUAGGUACAAUAGCUAUUGGCUUUUUCUUGGCCCUUGUACCGCAGAUGAUCCAGGACAUCGAAGGGUCUAUUUCGAGUCUUCUGAAGAUGGUCAUUGGGAGGUGAUUGAUACAUCACAGGCUUUGCGUAUGCUUCUCUCCGUGUUAGAUGGUAGAGGCACACGGGAGGCUCGUCUUUUUGCAUCUUUGGAGAAGAGGGAAACAUGUCUUUGUCAAGCAAUGGAUGAGUAUAUCACUGAUGAAAUUAGAAUCAGGCAAACAAGAAGAUCUGAUCCAUCUGACUUAGAUAGGAAUAGUGGAGAUGGAUCUUCACCUAUUUCAGAUGUAGACAACAUUAUGAUUCCUGCAGAAUCAACAGAUAAUCUAUUGUCUGCAUCUGGUGCCAUCAUUCUCGAAGUUGGGAGGAGUGGUCAAGAUAAGAAGCAAAAAUGGGAACGUCUGCAGGCAUUUGACAAAUGGAUAUGGAGUUCUUUCUAUUCCAGUCUUAAUGCUGUAAAAUACAGGAAACGAUCAUACAUGGAAUCUUUAGCACGCUGUGAGAGUUGCCAUGAUUUGUACUGGAGAGAUGAAAAACAUUGUAAAAUAUGCCACACUACCUUUGAGAUAGAUUUUGAUCUGGAAGAAAGAUAUGCCAUCCAUGUAGCAACAUGUAGGGAAAUAGAGGAUACGAGCGAGUUUCCAAAGCAUAAGGUUCUUCCUUCACAGUUGCAAGCACUCAAGGCAGCCAUUCAUGCAAUUGAGGCGAUUAUGCCUGAGGCAGCAUUAGCUAAUACAUGGACAAGUUCAGCACACAAGGUCUGGGUCAAGCGGCUCCGACGCACAUCUUCUCUGGCAGAGCUUCUGCAGGUUCUUGUUGAUUUUGUUGGUGCCAUAAACGAGGAGUGGUUGUAUGAAUGUGCUUCUGCCUUAGGUUCUAAUAUGGAUUUAGAUGAUAUCAUUGUAUAUUUUCAGACCAUGCCGCAAACAACAUCUGCAGUCGCACUUUGGAUGGUCAAACUGGAUUCUUUGAUUGGUCCUUAUUUGGAAAGUGUUCAAUCUGAAAGAAGAUUAACAAGCAUGUCGCAGUUAAAACAAGCCAGGCCUGUACGAGAUGGCUUGGAAUCAAUAAAGAUAAUUUUUAGCAUGCGUCCAAGUCAAGACCAUCAGGACACAAGCUAAUGCCAGUGAUGACAUCCACAGGAUUGGAAGAUGUAUGGCCUGCAUAAUCUCUCUUGAGUCUGGAGCAUUUGUUCGUACUGAUGAUGAGAGAUUCUUCUACAGUCUUUUACUCUGGAUUUCUCAAUCCUUAAGAGCAUAUAUUGGUAAUUUAGUUGCCGCAGUUUUGAGCCAUACAGUGCCAGUUUUGACUGUCUUGAGAAUUAGGCAAGUCAGCUGGAUCAGCAACAGUUGGAAGUGAUUCAGCUGCCAAACAAGAUCGGCAUGGCCUGACAAGUUUUUGUGCUCAUGUAUUUUUGACGUAUAAGUUUCUCUGAUAGCAAAGCAACAUUCAUGUUAAUAUUCAUCACUUGCAUAUGUUUGAAUGUCUUACAGUUUUUUUGUUUUUUUAAUCUCUUCUAAUGUCAAUUCAGCACAUGAUCAAAAAAUUUUAGUCACAACAGCAAUUUCUUGUAAUUUGGUGAGUUGUUUGGUUGUCUUUCGGCAGAGUAAGUAAUUCUUACAUUUUCAUGUCAA